UUUUCCCUGGGUUGUGGGGAGGAGUUUGGGAGCCGCCGGAAAAGGCGGCCGAGCCGCUCGGAGGACAUCCUCAUCAUCCGACAGAACAGCUACGAAUCGCGAAGUUGACCCCUCACUCUUUGGCCGAGGGAUGAGGAUGUUUCAGGACCCAGGGAUGGGCGGGAAGAAGCCGUGGGGAGCCACAAGUCUGCACCCAGGCGGAGAGGAGGCGGGCAGGAGCCGCUCCGCAGGCGCAGGCCCCCCCGCGCGCGCUGGCUUCCUAGAACAGGCAGCCAGCAGGAGAGAGAGGGAGCGAGCGAGCGAGCGAGCAAGCAAGGGAGCGAGAAGCGCUGGCAGAUCUGUUGCAAAAACACCAAAUAACGCCGUGGAGAUGCGCAGGGCCCCUCCGCCCGGGGCUGGAUCUUACCUUCCUCCUCGGUGCCCUCCCGAGGGGCGCUGCCCUCGGCUACGCGUAGCGGCGAGGACCGGCGCGGGAAGGAUGCUCCCGAAACCAGGAGCUCCCGGGGCCGGCGCGGGAGGGCGGGGGGCGCGCAUCCAUCCGGGGUCGCGGCGAGGGAGGCGUCCAGACCCGUGGCGUCCCCAGCCCCACGCCCCUGCCGGGGACGGUCAGCCAGCUAGACCUGAGCCGGUGCUGCUAGGAGUGGGCGCAAAGUAACUCCAUGGACGCUACUCACCCCCCCGCCCAAAAUAUAGCCUCCAACUGCGAUGGCCGCGGUCGGCACCAUUCACCAA
Messenger RNA from Nycticebus coucang (slow loris), 732 nucleotides. RefSeq names its product translation initiation factor IF-2-like. The record is from RefSeq and is a predicted model, not a curated record. NCBI's taxonomy places the organism in Eukaryota, Metazoa, Chordata, Mammalia, Primates, Lorisidae. The transcript has 3 exons. The coding region runs from base 131 to 655 and encodes 174 amino acids.